This is a messenger RNA of Aaosphaeria arxii CBS 175.79, 837 nucleotides long. RefSeq names its product NAD(P)-binding protein. The record is from RefSeq and is a predicted model, not a curated record. The coding region runs from base 10 to 837 and encodes 275 amino acids. Gene Ontology annotation, cellular component: endoplasmic reticulum; lipid droplet. Gene Ontology annotation, molecular function: triacylglycerol lipase activity; acylglycerone-phosphate reductase (NADP+) activity. NCBI's taxonomy places the organism in Eukaryota, Fungi, Ascomycota, Dothideomycetes, Pleosporales. Gene Ontology annotation, biological process: triglyceride catabolic process; phosphatidic acid biosynthetic process. The transcript has 2 exons.
AUACAAGCUAUGGGGAAGUCAGUACUGAUAACCGGUUGUUCGGAGACCACGAUUGGCAAUGCACUUGCCCUCGAAUUCGCCGAACGAGGAUGGACAGUCUAUGCAACGGCUCGGAACACCGCGAAAAUGGCCAAUUUAAAAGGAAACCCCAACAUCAAACUUCUCGCGCUUGAUGUCUUGAAUGCGAAGAGUGUUUUUGCCGCCCGGGAACAGAUCUCCGUUGAGCAAGGAGGCAAGCUGGAUUGCCUGUACCACAAUGCUGGCGCCACGACCGCAGGCGAAGAGCAGCCAUACAUUCGCAGUAGCGACGUCUGGAUGUUCCAAUCGAACGUCAUUGCCGUCAUGGCCCUCACACGCGCCUUUUCGAAACUCAUCGUUGCAGCGAAAGGAACGAUCGCUAUCACCGGCAGUGGCGCUGGCCGCGUACAGAUACCUACCAAUGCGACCUAUAAUGCAACUAAAGCGGCUGUGGAGAUGUACGCCAAAACGUUGCGAAUUGAGCUGCAGCCCUUCGGAUGUCAUGUCGUAUACGUGAUGACCGGCGAGAUUGCGACGCCUAUGUACUCACAACGUAUGACGAUCGCUGAUGAUUCGCUAUAUAAGCCAAUCGCGGACAAGAUUGCUGCUCAAUGGGAGCGAACGUCUGGAGAUGUGCCGCAGUCUACAGAAGAAUACGCUCGAUAUGUUGUUGAAAGAGUGGCGAAGUCGAGUCCGCCAAAGGAAGUCUGGUCUGGUACCGGGGUCACAGCGUUAUGGUGGGCUGAGAAGUUGGGGUUGACAUGGCUCUUUGAUAGUAUGUUAUCUCGGCGCCAUGGUUUGGAUGCGUCACUAUCAUAA